Schizosaccharomyces octosporus yFS286 is the source of this 3239-nucleotide messenger RNA. Its product is annotated as L-azetidine-2-carboxylic acid acetyltransferase. Gene Ontology annotation, molecular function: acyltransferase activity, transferring groups other than amino-acyl groups. The coding region runs from base 730 to 1380 and encodes 216 amino acids. NCBI's taxonomy places the organism in Eukaryota, Fungi, Ascomycota, Schizosaccharomycetes, Schizosaccharomycetales, Schizosaccharomycetaceae. The record is from RefSeq and is a predicted model, not a curated record. The transcript has a single exon.
UGUAUUUCAUCUAUAGGAUGGAAAAUAAUGUGUUUUAAGCAUACGAAAUUAUUUUGAAUAAAUCUGUUAUUGUAAAUUGUUUUUCAUGGAGCACGUUGCACAUCAUGAGUUACUUCAAUUCUUUUGCUAACUUGACUCAAUGAAUCAUAACCAAAGUUAGAAACCAAGAACUAUGGGUUUUCUGGUUGUACUUAACAGUCUACACCUUGGGAAUUUCUGGUAUUGUCUCUGUAAAACCGGGAAGAAGAUAUGUUUUAGCAUUCUAUUGAAAAAUUUGCGACUUAUGGAACUGUAACACAGAAUCCCGGCCACAAACUACUUCUAAAGUAAGUUUCAUUGACUAUACAUAACAUCAAACAAGUUAAACAAUUCAAUUCACUUUAAAAGAUUUUGAAGGAAAGACCUACAUUAUCGUCAAAAGGAGCAUUAUAAAAAUUUUUGGUUUUUUAAAAAAAAGGAAAAGCCAGCAUCUUUCCAGUUCCUUUUACUUUCUUAUAUUUCAUAUAUAAAAAUUCAGUGAUAUCCAAGCACCUUAUCAACGUCUUACAUAUUGUUCAUUAUUAUCUAACAUCCAUCCAUUUCCGGACUUAUCAGUAUUGACCUUUCUUUUCUUUCUUUUUUUGUUUUCACGUCUAUAACUUCUCUAACCUACCUAUAAGUUCGUUUACGAGACUUCCUUUUUUAUUUUUAUUUUUAUUUUAUUUUUUCUCUCAAUAGUUAAACGUUGUCAUGGAUUUUCAGCUUAAAGACCCAAACACUAUUGCUCCUUGGAAAUGCGCAGACAAGAAAGCAUGUUGCAUAGCUAUUGACAACUCAACUGUCGUGCAUGAUAGAGAUAGUUUGCUCUCUCGCCUGAGAGAGGUUUUAAAUCAUGAAAUUGAAAAGGGAGACACCUAUCCGUAUGAAACCCCUUUAAGCUGGGAAGAGGCUGAAGAAUACUUUUUAAAAUACUGCACAGUCAUUUGUUUAGAAUGGGACGGUCAAGGUCCUCUUCCUAAUCUUCAAUCUCCAAUCAAUUGGAAGGAAAAGCUCCUUGGGUUUUUCAUCAUUAAGCCAAAUUAUCCAUCCCGCUGUAGUCACAUUUGUAAUGGCGGAUUUAUGGUAGUUCCUGAAACCCGUGGACGUGGCAUUGGAGGAAUUCUCGCCCAUGCAUUCUUAUACUUUGGUCCUCGGAUUGGCUACAAGUCCAGUGUUUUCAACCUAGUAUUCGCAACCAACGCAGCUAGCUAUAAGUUAUGGGACCGCCUUGGUUUCACUCGUACAGGAGUGAUUCGUAAUGCCGGUCGUCUACGAGGACAAUCUAAACUUGUGGAUGCAUACAUUUACCAAUAUGAAUUUCCUCCUCUUGAUCAAGAAGCUCAAGUCGAGGAUGCAUCUUAGAUCUACUUCUUAUUUUCAAUUUUAUUACUUUUUGUAUUAUGAUUAGAAAUUAUAUACAAGAUCGUUCCUUUUUUUUCUUCGUAUACAAAAAAACUAAAACAUCCAACUUUCAUUAUUUCGUAUUUUCCUACCAUGCAUCAAAAUUUCCAAACCCCGUUCGUGUUUUCUUCUUUUUUGGUUGCGACGAGGCAUCCAGAGAUACUACAGUUGAAGGGCGUUUUGAAUCAUUAUUCAGAUACUUACCAACGGCUUGGGUCGUAGAUGCCACAGAAGAUGAAUGCGACAGGUCUCUUCCAGUCCAUGAAACAUGAUCGGCUUCGGAUUUGUUUGCUUCCAAGGAAUCUUUUUCCUUUUUUACUUUUUCUUGCUCUUCCUUUUCCCAUUCUUCAAAGGGAUCUACAAAUACAACAACAUCUUCUAACCGAAUAGGGACUUUGGGAUGGUCGUAGUCAUUUGUUGGGACCUUCUCUAGUGCAUCAAGUACUGCCAUUCCUCCAACUAUAUGUCCAAAGAUAGUAUGUUUAUUGUCCAAAUGUUUGGCAGCAUUGAAUAAAAGAAAGCUAAAUAUAUUAGCAUGUUGAAAAAAAAGCAAAAGCUAUACAUACAAUUGACUGCCGUUUGUGUUUUUUCCUCGAUUAGCCAUUGAAAGAAUUCCUCGCUGAUCAUGAUGCAGAGGAUUACCAAAUUCAUCCCGAAAUGGUUUUCCCCAGCAGCUUUCACCCCCCUUCCCUGUACCCGUCGGAUCACCAGCUUGAAUCAUAAAUCUAGGAAUGCUUCUAUGGAACACAGUAUUGCGAUAAUAGCCUUUCUUAGAUAGUUGGAUAAAAUUGUAAACGGCAUGUGGAGCAUAAUCAGUGUGGAGUUCCAAGUUGAUUUCCCCAAAAUUGGUUAUCAUUCGAGCAUAGCCUUUCUUUUUUAUCCGGAUAUGGUUAAGCAUGUAAUCCUCCUGAGGAAUUAUUGCUUUUUCAUUUUUGGUGACCGGAGAAAAUGAAGUAGAUGUAAGGGACGCAGAUGCAAGACCUGUCGUAUGAGCAGCGCGAUAUACGGGAAGCCCAGACUGUGUCGUUUCCGUAGUAAUAGGAUGCGCUAACUGUCUACGUGAUGGCGAAACUGCUUCUUUUCUUGACUUCUCUAUCGCCAGGCGUGCCUUUUGAAUUUUUUCCUCUCUUGACAUCUCCUUUUGCGUUUGUAAAGCCGAAAAGUCUCGCUUUUCAAGAUUAUGGGGGUCCUGAAUCGUGAUUAUGUCUGAACGAGUAAAUGCUUUUUCGCUAACCAGAUCAUUCCAGUUUUUAGCUUUUAUGUUCAAUCCUUCUACAGUAUCCCAGGAAAAACAAUUUCCCGUUGUUUUGAUGGCUAAAAUAUGAGAAAAUUCGGUGAAUCCUUUCAAAGUAACUGGGUCACAGUAUUCUCCAACUGCAUUCUUUGAGAAAUUCAAUUUGAUGAGAUUGGACAGUGCAGCCUUUUCUCCAGUUACGGGAUUAGUAUUGUGCUUCCGAAGCCAUGGGACAAUAAAUCUACAGCAAUUAGUAUCUUUUUAUUAAUUGAAAGUACUUACUUGAAAUCAAAAAUGAUUGCAUGGUUGGUGGAAUCUACCAAACAACAAGGAUGUGUGAAUGGCUGCAACGAAAGAGAACAGUAAUUGAAAGGAAGUUGACGAAAUCUUCCUUUGGGCUGAUUCCCUGUAAUUCCGCUCAUCCCGCCAUGCCAUCCAUGAACCCCGGAAUGCUCCGUUUGAGUCACGUAUAAUUUAUCGGUAUUCUUCCCCAUUCUCCGUCAACCAGAUAUAAUUUUAAAUAGAACAAUUAAUCUAGUAAAAAUAAAUAUAACAAAAUAUCACCUACUUGUAAAAAUCCGUUCUA